Epithele typhae is the source of this 1092-nucleotide messenger RNA. RefSeq lists its product as uncharacterized. The record is from RefSeq and is a predicted model, not a curated record. The transcript has 20 exons. Bases 1 to 1092 code for a protein of 363 amino acids. NCBI's taxonomy places the organism in Eukaryota, Fungi, Basidiomycota, Agaricomycetes, Polyporales, Epitheliaceae.
AUGUCCUCCCCCUUCCUGUCCGCCGGCAACGGUGGCGACCUAGGCACGUCCUACGGUGUCAUGCUCGUCUCUACAGUCGGCACUGCAGUACUGUACGGGUUUACUGUCCUGCAAGCACUAUACUACUUUGGGAAGUUCCCCCAGGACUCAAGAUGGCUUAAAGCUGCUGUGGGCAUCACGACCGGCAUGGAUGGGGUCACCGUCAUCCUGGACACCCACAUGGUUUACUAUUAUCUUAUUCUCAAUUACAACAAUCCACCAGCACUGGAGACGGAAGUUUUGUCGGCUCAAAUUGAAUUGCUGCUUACGUACACAGUCGUGUUAGUCGUACAACUGUUUUUCAUCACUCGCAUGUGGCACCUUCGUCCGCAUUGGUGGUGGAUCCCAGCUAUCCUUGGUGUCCUUGCCGUGGCAUCAUGGGUGAUGAUUAUUGCCAUCUUCGCAAGAGUUGUACAUGACACCAAGUGGACAGACACAGAUCGACCUUCUGUUACUCGACCACUUGCCGUCAACUGGGUGCUCGGCAUGAUCGUCGACGUUGCGAUUACUGUGGUUCUGUGUUGGUACCUCUGGAGUGACAAGCAGAUGGUCCGGCACAAAACCAACGUGAUGCUCAACCGCAUCAUCGUUUUCCUCGUCAACAGGGCAGCGAUCGCAGCGAUCGUGCAAGUCCUCACUCUUGUCACCAAAGUCGGCUUACCGAACACGCUGAUCUGGAUCGCGUUUCACAACAUCCUAUCUAAAGUGUACGCGAAUUCGAUGCUUGCAACCCUUAACGCGCGCAUGUCACUUCGAAAGAUAGCGAUGGAGACCGAGCUUGAGCAGACACCGCCCCCCCACCCGUCCCGCUUCUCCGCGGCGCCGGGUGGGCCCCCGGGACUCAACAGCUCCGGCUACUCUGCCGACCGGCACGCUCCAUUACAGUUCGCGCAUAACUUAGCGCUGCACACGAGCGGUACGACGACGAUGGACGUCUAUGACUACACCGGGCCAUACUCGCACGUCCCGCACAGCAGUGGGCGCGGGGGACCUGGCCUGUCUCAGAAGCCUGAAAACGAAGACAGCGACGCGAAGCCGGAGUCGAUCGUCUAG